AGGACCGAUCGCGUUACGCGCAAGAGUGGAAUGUUCCCUCACACAGGCACAACUGGAGAGAAAAGAGCGAAAGAGACCGUAAAUCCAGAGAAAACCGUUCACGAAAGCUGGUGAAAAUAAUCGAAAAUCCAACCAGGGAAGGCGUGUGUGAUCCACGCUUCAAGAAGGCAUUCAGGACGAGUAAAAUCUGUCAUCGUUUUAAGGAUUUUAAGUUGUUUUAGUGGCUUCAUCAAUAGGUACGAAAAGGAUUUUCUGUGAGUCUGGCUUUGCCCUGUACUAUUCCAGGCAGAACCAUCUUAAUGUGGACACUUAUGAGUUCGGUUGUCCUGCAUUGUAGUAUCUACGAUCAUGUACUUGUGCACUUGCUACCAUGUAAGGGGCUUAAACAAGAGGAGGCUGUAAAGAGUUAUUGAAACUUCAUUCCGCGUCCAGAAUUUUUCUCAAUCAAGUUGCCUUCAAAGACGAUCGGCCACCACGACACGACAGCCACGCAUUUCUGCAUCUCGUCCAACAGGAUGAAAAGCAACUCUGUCUUCUUCCUCUCCAUUUUAGGAGCUGGUGUUCUCAUCUCCCUACAGGUCGAGGGUGGGCAAAACCCUGACUACGUGCUCCACGGCACUGGUGUCAAGCCUGGGUCGGAUCCAAAGAAAUCACAGUCAGGUGACGGAUCCACGGUGGCCCCCGAGGACGCAGCACGUUUCCUUAGCUGCUACUGCUCGGGCCACUGUCCUGAAGAUGCGACGAACAACACCUGCGAGACAAACGGCCAGUGUUUUGCCAUCAUAGAGGAGGACGAAAACGGCGAAGUUGUCCUCACCUCAGGCUGCAUGAGAUACGAGGGCUCGCACUUUCAGUGCAAGGACUCUCCGAAUGCACAGCCCAGACGGACCAUCGAGUGCUGUUCCACUGAUUUUUGUAACAGAGAUCUUCAGCCCACACUUCCACCAGUUGUACCUAAGCCCCCUUUGUGGAAUGCCCACUUGCUGGCCUUUCUAGUCUCUGUGAUUGUGUGCUGCUUUACUCUGGUCACAAUAACCGUGGUGUGUUACUACAGGUAUAAGCUGCAGACAGGACGGAGACGGUACCUGGAGCCGGAUGAGGCCUUCAUCCCUGAGACAGAAUCUAUUAAAGAACUCAUUAGUCAGUCCAGCACUGGCUCUGGUUCAGGGCUCCCCCUGCUGGUCCAGCGCACUAUAGCAAAACAGAUUCAGAUGGUACGUCAGAUUGGAAAAGGGCGGUAUGGAGAGGUGUGGCUCGGCCGCUGGAGAGGAGAAAAAGUGGCAGUGAAAGUGUUUUUCACCCGCGAGGAGGCCAGUUGGUUCAGAGAGACGGAGAUUUACCAAACUGUGCUCAUGAGACACGAGAACAUACUGGGUUUCAUCGCUGCAGAUAUUAAGGGAACAGGAGCAUUCACUCAGCUCUUCCUCAUCACAGACUACCAUGAAAACGGAUCUCUCUACGACUAUCUGAAAUACACCACCCUGGACACGCAGGCUCUGCUGAGACUGGCGUACUCGGCGGCAUGCGGCCUGUGUCACCUGCACACGGAGAUCUACGGCACGCAGGGCAAGCCUGCCAUCGCUCACAGAGACCUAAAGAGCAAAAACAUACUCAUAAAGAAGAACGGGACCUGCUGCAUCGCUGAUUUGGGCCUGGCUGUGAAAUACAACAGUGAUACCAAUGAAGUAGACAUUCCUCUGAGUACAAGGAUGGGUACAAGGCGAUACAUGGCACCAGAGGUCCUGGAUCAGACCCUGAACAAGAACCAGUUCCAAGCGUACUUAAUGGCCGAUAUUUACAGUUACGGCCUCGUUGUUUGGGAGAUGGGCCGGCGAUGCGUGACAGGAGGUAUUGUUGAGGAGUAUCAGAUACCAUAUUGGGACAUGGUACCUUCAGAACCGUCCUAUGAAGAUAUGAGGGAGGUGGUGUGCGUGAAAGGCUUGCGACCAGUGGUGUCUAAUCGCUGGAACAGUGAUGAGUGUUCACGGGCCAUGCUAAAACUCAUGUCUGAGUGCUGGGCCCACAAUCCAGCCUCUCGCCUCACAGCUCUUCGAGUCAAGAAAACGCUCGCCAAGAUGGUUGAAUCACAGGAUAUCAAAAUAUGAGCUGUUCUCCCUCCAAUCUCAGUUCCUAAACCGACCAGGGGAGACGCUGCUGAGCAGAACAUCUUCCUCCAUGCCUGACUGUGAUUUCUCAUUUUGUUAUGCUCUUAGUGUCCUUUAGCACCCUCUGCUGGACGCUACGUGCCAUAACGCAUCCAUGAAGAAGUAAGGACUCCGUCACCUGUCCUGCUUUUCAAGGAAUCAUCGCAUCAUCCCUGUUUCCACCAAUAAUAUCCUUCUGUUCCACAGACAUUCAAUAAUGAAUUGGGAGAGAAACAAUAAGCAUAUGGUGCUUUCCAUGAAAGCCGUUUUAAAGGAAACGUCUGUAUGCGAGAUAUAAGACAUGAUGGCACUGUUUGCCAUUGGAGAGAGGUAGCAGAGCCACGUUUCAGGAGUAUUUGGGAGAAGACCGAGGUCUGACACCUCUCUGUUUCACUGGGAGGUGCACACAUUUGGGUGAUAUUUUGAUCACAGCCCAGUUAUAUGCUAGCUAGCGUUGCAAAACUGGCACUCUGCAUUUGGACCAUGUGCAAUGUUGCUGACAAAUCUUUGAGAGAUUGCAUCUUAUGUAAUGACAAUUCCAUCCAUCCAAUCACGAACCGGCUUGUCGUCUUCAGGGUCACGGGAAGGCUGGAGCCUAUCCCAGCGUCUUGGGCCAGGCAGGGUACGCCCUGGGUAGAUGGCAUUGCAAACGUCCUGUAUUUCCCAUACUAUCACAUAUAUACAAAAAUGUCCCUUUAGCUACAUAAUUGAAUUGUCUUUCCCAUCAAUUAUUCUUCAAUCUGACGUGCUUUGUGAAGAUCAGUCCACCAGAUGCUCAAAUACAAAAUUGGAUGGUUGCAAUAAGGUUUGUCAUUUGAAAGCUUUAGUUGAGUAGGUACAGUAUGUUCACUGUUAUGGACGGGAAGUUCUGCCCAGGAGUGAUUAUAAUAGCAGCGCUGCCAUGAAGAAGUAAAAUACCACAUGGCACACAAUGCAGACAACGCACCUAUUAAAGAUCCGUUCAGCUAAAGGAUGGGAACUGAUCAUUCUGAAUGGCAGAUCUGAUCUGGCUUUUCGUAUGCGUCUCAGUGCAGAUGGAUGCCAGCAGGUCUCACGCCACAUAACUUUUGUUUAAAUUUGUUCAAAAGUCAACCUCUGUAUAUCACAUUUGAUUCAUAAGUGCCAGGUUGAAUUUUCUUUUUUAACCGGUUUUGCCUCAUGUAAUGCUGGGAAUCAUGUGACUCUUGGUUUAGAAUGUCAUAAAUUUCUUAUGUAAAAGAUAAAUGCAAAAUGCAUGUGCUAUUUAUUCACGUCAUGUUAUAAAGUAUGAAUUAUUGUGGUAAGAAAACUUUACAUGCAGGACUAAUAACUUGCAUCUGACAUUCACAAUGUUUUACGGAGCAGCUCAAUCUUGCAAAUGUUGGUAACAAGAUAUUUAUGACUUUAUUGAGUUAUUGACGUCCUAUCAGCGUGGGUGGGAAUUAUUUCUCAUAACUACCUUUGUUCCUCUAAUAUGAACACCCAGACUCUAUAUCUGGGAUUUACUGAAAGCUCGGGGCAGGUACCUUUACUUCAUCAUUCAUUUACAUGAAAAUAAUUUCAAAGCAUUUUUACGAAGCUUAGUUACAAGUUAAAUGCCAUUGAAAAUGCAUUAUUGGCAUUUGUUAGACAUGCAGUUUAACCUGCAAAAACAGGUUCAUCCAAUUGUAAAAUCAAGUUCUGGGCAAGUUAUAAACACGUCUAGUCUAGGAAACAUAAAUAAUGCAGAUUCAAGACUUCCGCUACUGUGUUUUUGUGUGUGUACUAUUAUCUCAUGAAUAAAUGUCCGUAGGUCAUUGAUUUGGCUCCAUGCAUUGAAGACAGAGAGCUCUUCAUCCCAGUUGCAUGUGAUUGUAUUUUCUCACUUUAUGAGCUGUAGCUCAUUUCUAGUCUGUCCAUUACAACCAUGCCAGUUGCAUUUGAUGACUCGUUUUAAAUUCAUCUUUUAACAGUUAAGAUGAAUUCUUAAAUGAUGUUUUUGUGUAAAAGAAGAAAUGUAUUAUGAUCUGAAUAAUAUGAACCUUUUAUUUUGUGUUGUGCACAACAUCUGUUUUUUGGAGAGGUGCCUUAUGUUUACCAAGCAAGCUGUUAUAUACACAGAAUUUGUCCAAUGUAUCAAUUUUUAAGUAAAUUACCUUAUUUUAGUACACUA
Molecule: messenger RNA, 4275 nt
Organism: Triplophysa dalaica
Lineage: Eukaryota; Metazoa; Chordata; Actinopteri; Cypriniformes; Nemacheilidae
Gene: bmpr1ab
Product: bone morphogenetic protein receptor, type IAb
Exons: 13
Coding region: 516-2105 (529 amino acids)
Biological process (GO): cellular response to growth factor stimulus; protein phosphorylation; BMP signaling pathway
Cellular component (GO): signaling receptor complex; plasma membrane
Molecular function (GO): SMAD binding; transforming growth factor beta receptor activity, type I; ATP binding
Source: RefSeq, a predicted model, not a curated record